AUGGAAAAAUCUUUAAAAAGACAAAUUGUUGAAGCGACAGAAGCCGUGAAGAAAAAAGUACGUAAAAUGAAGGAUAUUGAAAUAAACAAUAAAGAAGCGCUGGAAUCAGUUUUCAAGCCUGUAACAGAUCCCUUAAAUUUAAUUGCCAAUGUCACCAAACAAUCUGCUCCACAAAAUAUUGAAGAUGAAGACAUCGAAGUUCCAUAUAUUGAUAAUACUUUGAGGAAAGAAGUUCUCAGUGAGAAAGAAAGCAAUGAUACAGACGAUUAUGACUCUGAGGUUGACAGUGACUCCUCAUAUAAAUCACUGGUUGAAAAGAAACAAGAUUGUAACACAACAUCCUGGUCAGUUUCUCCAGAAGCGUUAGCAGAUAUUCCAUUUGGUGUCAGAUACGAGCGUGGGAAGUUGAUGUUGGGUGCCGCUCACAUAAUUGUCAAUGACGAAUAUAUCAUAGUGGCACACCGCAAGUAUCGAUGUACGCCUGGAUUGAAACAGUUGCUACUGAAAAAGAAUGCAGAUUUGAGUUUGGUUACAGAGAGUGAUAUGCAACAUUAUAAAUCAAUGCUACUUGAUACAAAUGCACAUCGUCGAGAUUAUGAUCCAAGUAAACCGAUAAAAAGUAAUAAAGGUCAAAAAUAUUUACAAAUUAUUAAACCGCUAUUUUUACAAUCCAAAGGGAAAGGAUUACCCUUAACAAAAAUGUGGAAGAAGAAUGUAGAUUUUAUAUAUUGGGAUGAUCCUAAUGAAUUAGUUGAUCGACUAAAAUUGUUAAUUGCAUCUCAAGAUGCUGGUAACACAGGGGUAAACAACGAAAUCAUAUCCAUAAUAGAGGAAUUACGUGAAAGUAAUAUAAUAAAUACAUAA
Molecule: messenger RNA, 864 nt
Organism: Spodoptera littoralis (African cotton leafworm)
Lineage: Eukaryota; Metazoa; Arthropoda; Insecta; Lepidoptera; Noctuidae
Source: the annotation of a GenBank genome assembly